AACGGUGAUCGGAGUGAUGAACGUCUUUGUGCCGUCUGAGGGAUUCUUUUUGUGGGUUUGUUUAUGUUCAUAUGGCCUUAACAAUUAACACCCAUGUUUGAAGCCACCGAGUACUAACAACUGAAAGACAGCACCAUGGCAAAAGGGAGACAGUUCCUGUUGCUUCUUUGGAAGAAUUACUUGCUGCAGAAGCGCAAGAUUAUUUUGACAGUGUUGGAAAUACUUCUUCCCACACUGUUUGCCGUCUUACUCAUACUUGUUCGUCAGCGAGUCAUAGCUAAUCCUAAGCCAUAUGGCCAAAACUGGUCUGCAUUUGAUGUGGAUACCCUCCCUUCAGAUCUACGUGCAAAAUUCACUGUAGUUCCUCGUGUGGCUUUUACUCCAAACAACAGGGCUGUGAGAACAGUUAUGGAUUCUGUGGGGAAAACACUGAGAGUCAAUGUCACAAAUAAUGGUUUCAACUCUGAAGACAGCAUGGUGGGCUUCAUCAUGACGAACAAUGCCACUGCCCACAACUUCCCACAGUUUCUGGCUGGAGUAGUUUUUCUCAGUGACUUUUUUCAGAAUGGGACAAUAUUUCCAGAGAAAAUUUCCUACAAGCUCAGGUUGAGUUCAUCACCAAAGAAUGCCACCACGCCUAAGUUUUCUCUGAAUCCAUUCAAAAGUGACACAAACUGGUUUACACAGUUUAUGUUUCCAAUGUUUCAGCGAGUAGGGCCCCGUGAAAACAAAACAAUAUUUGGUGGCUUACCAGGGUACUAUCGAGAAGGAUUUCUGUCCUUACAGCAUGCCAUAAACAAGGCUGUGACUGAGUAUAUUGCUGAUGCCAGUGGUACAAAGAAAGAUAAUAGAAGUAACAUUGAUAUAAGGCUGAAACGACACCCAUACCCACCAUUUAAUGAUGAUCCCUUUGUUCUGGUCAUACAACAACAGUUUCCUCUGAUACUCAUGCUAAGCUUUGUGUUGUGUGCCCUCAACAUCGUGAAGGACUUGGUCCAUGAAAGAGAAAGAAAGUUGAAGGAGUCAAUGAAAAUGAUGGGUUUGAACAACUGGCUGCACUGGUUGGCAUGGUUUGUGAAGUAUUUUCUGUUCUUGCUGAUUACUGUGUUUAUCAUGACACUAUUCCUGUGUGUGCCCCUCACCAGCAAAGGCAGUGUGAUCGGGAAAACAGAUAGCUUUGUUGUCUUCAUCUUCCUCAUGGUCUAUGCUGUGGCUACUGUAGCAUUUGCUUUUGCUGUCAGUGUUUUCUUCUCCAGAGCUAAUUCAGCUGCAGCGGCCGCCGGUGUUCUAUUCUUCGUCUCGUAUGUCCCAUACUUCUUCAUUCAGCCUCGCUAUGACACUAUGUCCUGGGGCCUCAAGAUUGCGGUCAGCCUCAUUUCCAAUGUGGGCAUGGCCAUGGGAGCCCAGGUUAUUGGCAUGUUUGAAGGAACAGGUGAGGGAGUACAGUGGAGUAACAUAGCCCAAGGUGUGUCUGUGGAUGAUGACUUUGCUGUGUUACAUGUGAUACUGGUGUUGUUGGUGGACACAGUGUUCUACCUGCUCAUCACCUGGUAUGUGGAAGCUGUAUUCCCAGGAGAGUUUGGUAUUCCUCAGCCGUGGUACUUCCCAUUUCUGAAAACCUACUGGUGUGGAAGCUUGCCUGAGGAACUACUGGUGGAGGAAGAAGAACCUUUGUUACAGAACCCCCACCAUAGUCAGGAGUUCUUUGAAAAGGAUCCACUGGGCCUUAGAGCUGGCAUCCAGAUACAGAAUUUGAGAAAAGAGUUUGAGGGUGGCACUGUGGCUGUUGAUGGGAUGAACCUAAAUCUGUAUGAAGGGCAGAUCACAGUACUGUUGGGUCAUAAUGGAGCAGGCAAAACUACAACUAUGUCCAUGCUAACAGGGUUUAUUCCACCAACCAGUGGUACUGCAGUGGUUAACGGUUACAACCUACGCAAAGAUAUCGCUGGAGUACGAAGUAGCCUGGGACUGUGCCCACAACACGACGUACUGUUUGAUGACUUGACAGUUAAUGAACAUCUGACUUUCUUUGGAUUGUUGAAAGGUUAUCCCAAAUGGAAACUAUCAGAUGAAAUCAGUCGUAUACUGGAAGCCAUUGGCCUGGAGAGCAAGAGGCAUGCACGAUCUAAAACCUUGUCUGGAGGAAUGAAAAGAAAGCUGUCUGUGGGAAUUGCCUUGAUUGGAGAUUCAAAGAUAGUCAUAUUGGAUGAGCCAUCGUCAGGAAUGGACCCUAACGCCCGUCGUCACAUUUGGGGAGUCUUGCAGAAGUUCCGAGCAGGACGCACCAUGUUGUUGACAACUCACUUCAUGGAUGAAGCUGAUGUUCUUGGAGACAGGAUUGCCAUCAUGGCCAAUGGAGUUGUACAGUGCUGUGGAACAUCCAUCUUUCUGAAGAAAAAAUAUGGUGCUGGCUACCACAUGGUGAUGGUGAAGAAACAAAACUGUGAUGUAAAGCAGAUGACAGAGCUGGUACAGAGUUGUGUACCCCAGGCCAGUCUGGAGAGCUGUGUUGGCAUGGAACUGUCCUACAUUCUGCCUGAGGAGAGCUCGAAUCAGUUUGAGGCUCUCUUCUCGCAGGUGGAAAGCCGCAAAGAAGAGCUGGGAAUAUCUAGCUACGGUGCCUCAGUGACAACCAUGGAGGAAGUCUUUCUCAGAGUUGGAGAAACACUUGACACGAAGCAGUAUGUGCCAGGUAGUGCAGGUUACGAGAGCCUGGAAUCUUCACAGUCCCAUCAGGUCUCUCGUAUAGAUGCUUACACAGGUGUUGAGUUCCGUGUGGAGAUGACCAGAAACUCUGGCAUUUACCUGUACUUGCAGCAGUUUUCUGCCAUGUUUAUCAAGAGAGUUCUUCACACAUGGAGGAACAAAUUGGUGACUUUGUCCCAGCUGUUUGUUCCACUUUUCUUCACAAUCAUGGCUCUUAUUGUGAUCAAGACAUUCCCAGGUCCCCAGGAUUCCCCAGCUCUCGAUCUUACCCCCGACAGGUUUUCAGAAAACACCAUUGUCUACUCCUUGGGCCGUUUUGCAGACAAUGACAGUAAACAGUUAGCAGAUUUUUACAGGCAUCAGCUGAAAAACUGUUCCUCCAAGGUGCUCUUCCUGAACAAUCAGACAGGCUACAGAACAGACCCAGAUAUGAUGAACUAUCUGUUUGCUCGCGGUGUGAAGGCCCUUGCCAGUUACAAUCGUCACUUCAUGGUGGCUGCAGCUAUAGAAAAUACCAGUGACUCUCUGGUUAAAGCCACUGCCUUCUUCAACAACCAGGCUUACCAUACCCCAGGAAUGACCCUGGCUGUGUUAGCCAAUGCUUCUCUCAAGUAUUUCACCAAUACGUCCUACUCCAUGACUACCAUAAACCAUCCUCUGCCAAGAACGUUGAAUGACAAAGCUCAGGACGAACUGACCAAGGAAACUACUGGCUUUACUAUUUCUUUUAACCUGAUGUUUGGAAUGUCUUUCCUUGCCAGCAGCUUUGUUCUUUUCCUGGUGAAAGAAAGGGCCACCAAGGCCAAGCAUAUUCAGUUUGUUAGCGGAGUUCAUUCGAUAAACUUUUGGAUAUCUACCUUUUGCUGGGACAUGAUAAAUUUCCUGAUUCCCUCCCUGCUGAUCAUUGCAGCAUUUGCAGCCUUUGAUAUGAAGGCGCUUGUGAAUGAUGGGCGUUGGUUGCACAUGUUACUACUGUUUUUUUUGUAUGGCUGGGCUAUGCUGCCUUUCAUGUACCUCCUGUCCUUCAUCUUCACAGUGCCCUCUUCAGGCCUUGUAUGGCUCAGCAUGUUUAACAUCCUCUCAGGUGUUGCCACCACUCUUGCUGUUGGUAUCUUGAGUAUCCCCCAGUUACAACUGGAGUACUUGUCUACUGCUCUUAAGUGGGUGUUCCUUGCCAUCUUGCCCAACUUCUGUCUGGGACAAAGCCUCAUUGAUUACUACACCAAUUAUCAGGGCCUCUCCAUAUGUGGCAGCAUACCUCCAGAUAAGCUCAAACUCAUCUGUGCUUUUGUGGCCACUCCAUGCUGCAAAGAUCACUGCACAGAAUUCUGCUUCCACUACCAGGAGAACUACCUGGCAUGGGAGGCGGAUGGAAUAGGAAGAGAGUUGGUGUUCCUCUUUGCACAGGGGGUUUUGUUUUUCACCCUGGUGCUGAUUAUAGAUUCAGAGGUCCUGCUUACUCUGUGGUACAAACUGAGGCCACGGUUGACCCUAGUGAGGCAGACUGGGGAGGGGGAGAUGGGGGAAGUGAUACAGGAGGAUGAGGACGUGGCUAGGGAGAGAGCCCGAAUAGCUAACGCUCCCUGGACAGACUCCCUUAUUCUGAAGGAUCUCACUAAAAUGUACAGCUCCGGUUCCCACCUGGCUGUCGACCAGAUUACAUUGGGGGUGCCUCAGGGAGAGUGCUUUGGCUUGCUGGGCAUCAAUGGGGCAGGCAAAACCACCACCUUUAAGAUGAUAACUGGAGAUGAAACAAUUACGUAUGGCAAUGUCCAUGUAGAUGGCAGCAAUGUGCAGACAAACAUCAAAACUGUUCAACAGAAGAUUGGGUAUUGCCCACAGUUUGAUGCACUGAUUGAUCAGUUGACUGGACGAGAGACACUUACCAUGUUUGCACGUCUACGUGGGGUGGUAGAGAAGCAGAUCCCAGCUGUGGUAGAUGCACUGAUCCGAUCAUUGUUACUGGAGGAGCAUGCAGACAAGCUGGCCCAACAUUACAGUGGAGGAAACAAGAGGAAGCUAUCUACAGCCAUAGCGUUGGUGGGAGAUCCUCCGAUUGUGUUCCUGGAUGAACCAACAACUGGCAUGGACCCGGUGGCACGCCGCCUCCUGUGGAACACGCUGACCCGAGUGAGGGACAGUGGCCGCACGCUCAUUCUCACCUCACACAGCAUGGAAGAGUGUGAAGCGUUGUGUACACGUCUGGCCAUCAUGGUGAAUGGCCAGUUUAAGUGCUUGGGCAGUCCACAACACCUGAAGGCCAAGUUUGGCGAGGGCUACACGCUGAUUGUGAAACUGGCUUACCCUGUAGGAGGCAAAGAGCCAGAUGUGGGCCCUAUCAUGGGCUUCAUCCAGCAGACAUUCCCUGGAAGCGUUCUCAAGGACCAUCACGAAGGUAUGGUACACUACCACGUGCACACCACCACGAUGACCUGGGCCGAGAUCUUCGGCACGAUGGAACGGGCUAAGUCUAGGUACCAUAUUGAGGAUUACUCUGUAAGUCAAACUACGUUGGAACUGGUCUUUAUCAGCUUGGCACGCUCACAGGUGCCCCCUGUGGAGCAGGAACCAGGGUGCUGUGGGCCAUGCAGACUCCUUUGUUCAUGAUCAGACUCACACAGCACAGUAUGGGUAAGAAGACUUCUUCAUACUCAACUGAUCAAUAAAACAUGGCAGCAGUGCAAACCCAGUCCAUGCCUCAGUCCCCUUCUUUGGUUGUGAUUAUCAUGUAUGGAAUGCCAGGUCACAAUGCUGUCAUUGUUCAGUAUGGCUACAGUGUAUGUUGGUAGUUUUUAAUGAGGACUUUAGUUCUUGUGGAUCAAUGCAAUAUAUUAUAAUAAUCAUGAACAUGUGCUCAGUUCUUACUUGGCCUGUGCUGUGAGAAUCAAGUUUACUUAGUCCAGACUAAAGCUGUCCUAUAUACAUGUAUGUGUGUAGAAUUGUGAUCACUA
Liolophura sinensis is the source of this 5657-nucleotide messenger RNA. Its product is annotated as phospholipid-transporting ATPase ABCA3-like. Gene Ontology annotation, cellular component: membrane; intracellular membrane-bounded organelle. Gene Ontology annotation, biological process: transmembrane transport; lipid transport. Lineage: Eukaryota; Metazoa; Mollusca; Polyplacophora; Chitonida; Chitonidae. The record is from RefSeq and is a predicted model, not a curated record. The coding region runs from base 136 to 5313 and encodes 1725 amino acids. The transcript has 20 exons. Gene Ontology annotation, molecular function: lipid carrier activity; ABC-type transporter activity; ATP hydrolysis activity.